AUGGCUGUGACAAUCGUGAGAAACGCCAGGCUCUUCACAAGUACCGACGACUCCGAAGGUCUCGUGGCAGGAUGUCUGGUGUUUCGGGAUGGGGUGAUCGAGUACGUUGGCCCCAAGGGGGAAGAGAUGAGUAGUCUCACCCAAACGAUGUUGGCCUCUGAUGGUGAGGGCGUCAGCGUCACAGAAGUCGACGUCGCCAACCGCGUCGUGACGCCGGGCUUCAUCGACGCGCACGUCCACAUGCUGCACUUUGGGAUGUCGCUCGGCAAGCUCGAUGUCAUGUCGUGCAAAUCCCUCGAGGAGAUCAGGCAGAAGAUCCGCACCUUCGCAGCCUCACAGCCGACGGCACCGCGCAUCCUGUGCAAAGGCUGGAUCCAGGCGUCGACCGCCGGGCAGGCGCUGGUCAGCAUGCUGGAUGACCUCGACUCUCGCCCAAUCUAUGUCGAGGCCCUGGAUCUACACUCGGUAUGGUGCAACACCGCCGCGCUGGAGGAGCUCGGAGUGGAUGCGGCGACGAAGGAUCCUCCAGGAGGGACCAUCCACCGGGACGCGCAGGGUAGGCCGUCGGGUUUGUUGGACGAAGGGGCGUUGUUUUUGCUCGUGUGGCCGUUCAUGGGAAAGACUGUGACGGCGGAGCAAAAGCAGACGGCGCUGCACCAGGCGGUGGCUGCUUACACACAGGCGGGCUACACUGGGGUCAUUGACAUGGCCAUGGACGAGGACGCGUGGGACGCCCUGGAAUCCUACCGCGCUCGCAAUGGACUCCCACUGCACGUGGCCGCGCACUGGCUCAUCCCGUACAGCGACUCGGACGACGAGAUCCAGGACGGACUCGACAAGGCCAUCGAAAUGCAUGGGAAAUUUCACCCCUCGACGUCGCCGUCCUUCUGUGUUGUCGGGAUCAAAUUGAUCGGCGACGGGGUUGUCGACAGCUGCACGGCAGCGCUGAGCCAACCGUACAGCCCGGCACCAUCGGAUCACAUCGUCGAACCCGUUUGGCCGGCAGACAAGAUGUCCAGAGUCAUCCGCCAGGCCAACGCCGCGGGCCUGCAAUGUGCCGUGCACGCCAUCGGCGACAGGACCAUCACGCAGACCAUCGACGCGUUUGCGGGCCUCGACCGGCCCUUCUCGCGCCGCCACCGCAUGGAGCAUCUCGAGCUGGCCUCGGAGCGCGACGCAAAGAGACUGGGAGACCUGGGAAUCACGGCCUCAGUGCAGCCCGUGCAUUCGGACCCGGCCCUGUUCAAAGCCUGGCCAACCCUCCUCGGCACACAUCGGUGCCGCCGCGCCUUUCCAUACCGCGACUUUCUCGACCACGGCGCCCCCUUGGCCUUUGGCACCGACGCCCCCACCGCCGCGCACCUGCCACUCCCGAAUCUCUACAACGCCACCACGCGGCGGUCGGCCCUCGAUCCAGAGUCGCUCGACCGAACGAACCCGCAGUUCGCCGUGUCUCUGGCAGCGGCGCUGAGGGCCGCCACCUCCGGAGCGGCAUAUUCCCGCCAUGCAGAAGGAUGGACGGGCAGUCUGAGAAAGGGCGCGAGCGCAGACUUUGUUGUGCUCGACACGGACUGGACGUCAGAAGGUUUGCGUCAGGCGAGGGUGCACCAGACUUGGUUUCAGGGUCGGAAAAUGUUUGAAACAGUAUAA
This is a messenger RNA of Fonsecaea nubica, 1650 nucleotides long. RefSeq lists its product as hypothetical. Bases 1 to 1650 code for a protein of 549 amino acids. The transcript has a single exon. Lineage: Eukaryota; Fungi; Ascomycota; Eurotiomycetes; Chaetothyriales; Herpotrichiellaceae. The record is from RefSeq and is a predicted model, not a curated record. Gene Ontology annotation, molecular function: hydrolase activity, acting on carbon-nitrogen (but not peptide) bonds.